This is a messenger RNA of Cuscuta campestris, 1405 nucleotides long. Lineage: Eukaryota; Viridiplantae; Streptophyta; Magnoliopsida; Solanales; Convolvulaceae. The record is from the annotation of a GenBank genome assembly.
CGCCGUGCCAAAUGUUAAGUAUAUAAUCGCCCCUUAACACUUUUUCCCCGUUUUUUCAUUACCCACUCCGCUCCUCCUACUAUUCUCUUUCUCCAAAGCCGUAACUCCUCCGCCCUCCUCCCUCACAACCCAUUCUCCUAUCAAUGUCUUCAACAAGGAGCACUUCCUUCCGCGGUAGCAUUCGCGGUAGGGGAAGCUUUCAGCGUUCUCACUCUCGAGCACCAUCGGAAUCGCCAUCUACCACUACCCCUCAGUCUAUAUUCAAUGCCGGUGGCGACUUGGAGGCUGAGGUCGAGGUCGAGGGCGAGGGCGGAGGAGGCGGCGAAGGAGGAGACGGAGUUUCAACGGAGGCUAGUGCAGUGCCGUACGGGGAUCUUCCGCGCUUGAUCACUAAGGCCGAACUGAAGGGCAAACAAGCUGUCCUAAACACAAUUAAAGGCAUAAUCAAAGAAAGUUUUCAUGGGCCGUGGAAUACCUACACAACCGCCCCCAAGGAAGUUCGUCAGCGAUGGUGGAACCUGUUUCGUCUUCGUUACACCUGGUUGCCUGGGGCAUACCCGGCGGACACUGAAAAAAUCAUGAGGAGCGCCUUUAACACCCAUGGGUCCGUAUGCAAAGAGCGUGAGGUCGAGAAAGACUACAAGGAGAAGCUCCUUCUAAAGAAGCAAGCCGCAUCCGGAUCGGGGUCUAAUUCUAUAAGUCUUGAUGAUGUUGCUGAGGAAGAACUAGAAGAUGACCUUGGGUUGUACGUCGAGGUGGUGAGGAACAACAAGAACCGGGUCUUCGGGCGGGGCUGUGAAACUGGAUCCUCGGAAUCACUUUCUUCGGGAGGCACUAGUCAUGAAGACUACGCUGCCCGGCUGAAGACCGAAUUGGAGCUGAAAUUGGAGAAAAAAUUUGAAGCAAAAUUUCAAGAAAAAAGUGCCGAUUUAGAGAAGAAAUAUCAGGCUCAAUCCCAUGAUUUGUUAAGUCAAUUUCAGGGGUUGAAAGAGUCGGUCAAUUAUUUGACCCAAGGCCUCAGUUUCCAGCCCUUGAUGUCUCCCGUGCCUGUUUUUCAACAACCUACAGUCGUCCCCCAAAUGCCAAACGUUCAAUCGAGGGGGCAAAAUUCAAAUAACUGGGAUGUUAACAGUUUUCUAAACAAUGAAAAUCUACGCGAGACCAGUGAGGCAACGAAGGAAAAAGAGUCGACACAGGGGCUAGGGUUUGCAACCCCAACUCCCGACUAUGAAUCUUCGGUCGAAUCUUAGAGUAGCAAGUAGAUGCGGUUAUGGAGGCUGGAAGAACAAAAGGGCAUGGAGACCAAUGCUGAGAAUCUGGUGAUGUCGAGCAACAUAAACGAAUCCAAAUUCAACGCCCAGGCGUGUUUUUAAGGGAUUUGCUUUUGCAGCUUGCUGACUUGAUU